Amphimedon queenslandica is the source of this 5616-nucleotide messenger RNA. RefSeq lists its product as uncharacterized. NCBI's taxonomy places the organism in Eukaryota, Metazoa, Porifera, Demospongiae, Haplosclerida, Niphatidae. Gene Ontology annotation, molecular function: protein binding. Gene Ontology annotation, biological process: signal transduction. The coding region runs from base 1959 to 3857 and encodes 632 amino acids. The record is from RefSeq and is a predicted model, not a curated record. The transcript has 23 exons.
AGUAAGAAAGCGAGGAGAGAGAAUAAUGCCCCAGAGCUCAACAAUACUGAAGGAAAGCCAUUUAAAGUUAUGAAAAACGCGGAGGUGACUCAGGAACAAGGAGCCUUUUGAAUCAGAGUUUGCAAAUGUCUUUUUUGAUCCAUUCAUGUGUUGGACUCUUAAGGAUUUCAUUAGUGAGGGCAUAGAGACCGGAUAUGGGAGGGGCUAUGUAUCGGAUCUUAAAAAUUGAAAUUUUUUGACAAGAACAACAACUCAAAGAAGGAUUUAUUAUUAAGUGAUGUAUUGCCAUGAUUACGAGAGCUAACUGGUAUUGACCUGUAUAAGACUGUGGAUGCAACUUGUGCUAAAUACGAUUACACAGAUGUAUUAUUGUGUCAUGAUGAUGAGCUGGAGGGUAGAAGGAUUGCAUACAUAUACUAUCUUGUAGAUCCUUCAUGGGAGAAGAAAGAUGGUGGGGCACUUGAUUUAUUCAAUACUGAUGAGUGUGGACCGUGUGGUCAGCCUCAUCAGAUAGUCCAUUCUAUUGUUCCUUUGUGGAACUCUUGUAUUCUUUGAAGUCACUCCAGCCUCUUUCCAUCAAGUAUCUGAAGUGCUGACGGCUUCAAAGACUUGUCUAACAAUCAGUGGCUGGUUUCAUGGGCCAUCAUUGCCCCGCACAUCUCCUUAUAAUUAGAGGUGUUGGCGGAGUGGGUUAGUCCAGUGUAUCUUGAUGUUGGUACACAAUCACAGAUAAGGGAACAAUUUGAGAGUGAAUCACAAAUUGAAUUUCCUGACUUCUUAAUAGAAGAUCAUGUUUUUGUGCAAUGACUUGGUAAACAUUUGGAAGAGAAGAGGGCCACCUAAUAAAAGGCUAAUCUUGAACUAGUAACAUUUUCUUUUACUACAGGCACACUCUAGUCAAUCUCACAUUCUCUUUUUUAGAAAUAUUGAAGUAGCCCAACCAGACAAACCAUUGCCUACUGAAUGUCACUCUCUUUUUCUCUCUGAGCCUUUUUUGUCUCCUCUCUUAUCUUACUGGCCUACAGAAGCACCUUGAUGAUAAGACAUCUGUUAUGCUAUAGAGAGUGAUCAACAUACACCUUGUAUAUAAUUGUCAUGGUGACUGGUACCGCAGGUAGCAUGAAGGAUACACACUGAUGAAUGAUUAUACUGGCACUGUUGAUGGAGAGAAGGCCAGUGAAAAGUUCUUACUUGAAGCAAGGCUAUAUUUUAACCCAAAAGAUUUUUACAUUUUUGCAUGCAUUGUCAUCAAUAUAACUCAGGCCAUUAACAUUUUUAUGAUGAAGAAUGGAUAACAGAGAGGUUUGGUGGCUAUGUAACUGCUUUUGUUGUAAAGGAUGGAGAUGAAGAGGUGUGGUACUAUGUUUCAUCGAGUUGUUGGUAAUUUUUUGGAGAGUGUUUGUGGCCUCAGUUGCUUGUCAAAGCAUCCCUAAUGGUCGGAAAUCCUACAUAGGUUUAUUUUUACAAAUUAGCCUAAUAAAAUAUCUGCCAAUUACUAAUAACACCCCUUUUUGGUCAUUCUUUUUGUUAUAGCUUCUUACUCUCAACCCAACUUCUGUAAUUCUAUAGACCUAGACAGUUGGUAAUGUGAAAAUGAUGUAUGCAGAGUUUUAGAAAUUACAUUAGUGAGAUCUGUGGAAGAAAGCAAUAACCAUGCAGCUCAUGCAUGUGAUUGUACCAAUGAAAACUGUGUUGAUCUAUCGAGAGAAAAAUAAUGCUCUGGUUUAGUAUUUGUAUUUAACUAACUUUUGCGUGUAGUCGCAUGAUUAUGUUAAAAUUAAUGUGAUCAUAGAUAAUCGAGUAAAUGAAUUUCAUUUACUCUAUUAUCUAUGAUUUGAUCCAUGGCACCACCCACCACUGACAAAAUUAAGAUUAUAAAAAGCGCUGAUGCUACCAAUGCAUGAAGGGCUGGCUACGUGAGGCUAUGAAUUUAGUGAAUAGUAAGCCAUAACCUUACAAUGGCUGAACCAGUUCACAGGCCUGCUAUUCUGAGACUGAGGGGAAGGACCUUAGAUAUUAAAGAUCUUCAUGAAGUAAUUGCAUUACUUGAGAAGCAUCACUACAACAAAGCAUCAUAUCAUCGACUUGGUCUAAGUCUUCUACUUUCUCAUAACAAAUUGACUAGCAUCGAACAAGAACACAGAGGGCAAGUUGAUCGUUGUCUUACAGAGUGUUUGGCUAGCUGGUUGCGUAAAGCUGAUGGUGUGGAGAAUCCAACAAUAAAUACAUUGAUAACUGCUCUUAGAGGAAUAGGAGAGAAUGCUGUAGCUGAUGGUAUUGAUGAAGAAAAACAGAAUGAUAUUGCUAUGCCAAGAAAUGAAAUAUCAGAUAGACCUCUUACCAGUGAAAGGCAUGCAGUGCAGCAGUUGGAUACUGUCAAUCCAGGUGUGCGCAAUCUAGAGCUCAAAAUUGAUCGAGUUUCAGAGCUUCAAGAAAUUGCUAAUAAAUUACAAGGAAAAUAUGAUUUUCUCGUUCUUGGAGUUAAAAAAUCCCUUGAAGAUCAUCAAAAAAUUGAUGUAAAAGAUGCCAAAAUCUUGAUAAAAGAAUGCUUAAAGAGAAAAGCACAUGUUGUAUCUGAGUUGAUGCCCUGCAUUGAUAUUCUUGAGAAGGUUAAUGACUUUGAAAGCUUCUUUGAGUUUCUAAGCAAAUAUGAUUUCAUUGGCUACCUCAACUACAAGCUAUUGAAGAAAUUAUCUGAACUAGUUAAAGAUGAUGAUGGGAUUAUUCAACUUCUUUUUGAAUAUGAAGAAGAAUAUGCCAAAUUAUUAAAUGCAGCUUCCUUUCAAAAUUUGAUACCUUUAUUUGAGAAACAAUCUGAUUUGUCUCCUACAGCUCCUCUUGGUUUGCCUUAUGUUUCCUUUCGUCUUGAGAAGCCUUGGUUUUUUACUAGUGUUUGGUCCUGGGUUUUAACCCUUGGUACAUUUUCAUGGUCUUAUUAUGCACUUCUUAAACAACUAAGAGAGAACUGUGUUAUCAUCACUUAUGCUAUACUACCUUGUUUUCUUGAUGAUGUCAUAAGAGACUUGAAGAAUCCAUUGAAAUUGAAAAAGCUGAAGGAUAAAGGAGUUACAGUAAUUGAAUUACCACAAUUAGAGGAAGAGUCAUAUUUGAAAUCUGUUGCUAAAAAGAAACUAGUUUCAAAAGUUUCUCUUAAACAAAGGGUGGUUCCACCAGUUAAAAAAGAAGUUUCAAUUAAAAGUUCUAGUCUGGCAAGUAAAGCUAGUGCAUCACAAGAAUUGUCUCUUAAACAAGGAGUUCCACCAAUUGGGAAAGAAGUUAUAAUUGAAAGUUCAAGUCUGGACAGAAAAUUGAUAAGGUCUAUGCAAUCUCAUACUGAACCUGAGGAGGUUAUUAGUCUACUUGAAGCUGGAGCUAAUCCUAAUGCUACUGAGCAAUCAUUUGGUGGUACUACUGCUCUUAUUAUAGCAAUCAAAAAUGAUAACACUGAUAUUGUUAAAUUGUUACUGGAGAAAGGUGCUGAUCCUAAUGUUACUGAGUAUUCAUCUGGUGGUAAUCCUGCUCUUAUUUUAGCCAUUGAAGAUAAUAAUUCUAAUAUUGUUGAAUUAUUACUGGAGAAAGGAGCUGAUCCUAAUGUUACUGAAUAUGCAUCUGAUUGCGAUACUGCUCUUAUUAGAGCCAUUGAAAAGAAUAAUAUUGAUAUUAUCAAAUUUUUGCUGGAGAAAGGAGCUGAUCCUAAUAUUGGUUCUGAUACAAGGAAAAGCAGAACUCCAUUGUUUAAUGCUGUUAAGAGUGGCUGUAUUGAAGUAGUUGAUAUUCUAUUAACUAAUGGAGCUAAAACUGAUGUUGUGGAUGAAGUAAAUAACAUUCUACUUAAUUUUAAAAAAUAUGCUGGAUAAGUAUAAAUAUGCAUGUACUUGCUAUUACCUAAUAGAGUAGUGUUGAUUACUAGUUUAUCAGGAUACAAUCAACUAACUAUCAUGCAAUCAAAAAUAAAUAAAACUGACAAAACAAAAUCUAAAUCCCACUAAAUGAAAUGUAACACAAAAUACAAAAAAAUCGAUCAAGAUCUAUUGUAUGUACAUUGCUUUGCUUGCUUAGGCUCGCCCCUUCAUUGUUUUACAAUUGUCUAGUUAUUAUCUCUCAAAAUGCACAACAACACAAAAUGUAAGGUUGGUAACAGAACAAAGUAUCUAUUCAUAACAAAUGAAUUGAGAUAAUUGUAAGUAGUCAUGGAGCGUUCAGAUGUCUUCGGAGAAUGUGGGAACUCCCCAACAAAGCAGUUUUCUGUAGAUGCUCAACUCUCACUGAAAUAUCCAGUUUUCCUAACCACUCAUUAAGUCUAUAGAUGUUACAGCACCCAAUGCUCUAAUAACAAUUGGAACCACUACCACCUUCUUCAUCUUCCAUAAUUUUAUUAUCUCCUGUCUUAGCUCUUUAUACUUCUCUACUUUUUCCUCUUCUUUCUUCAUUAUUCUAUUGUCUCCAGGUAUUGCCACAUCAAUAAUCAAACACUUCUUCUCGAUCUUGUCUAUCACCACAAUAUCAGGUUUCCUAUGCUCGAUGUAAUUAUCACAUUGGAUCAUAAAAUUCCACAAAAUCUUAACUGAGUCAUUUUCCAUAAUACCUUCUGGUGCAUGCCCAUACCAUCUUUUCCUCUAGCAACUUGAUGUUUCCCACACAGCUCCCAAUGUAAGUACUUAGCCACGCCAUCAUGCCUUCUUUUAUACUCUCUUUGAGCUAGCUUUGAACACUCACUGGUAAUGUGAGAGACACUUUCACCCUUUACUCUACAAAAUCGACAUAAUGGAAUCAGCUGUCCUGUCAAUUUUAUUACCAGCGCUAGCGCAUGGUAUGUAGGGUUGAGUUGGACGAGCGCGCCCCCAAAAUGGCUGCCAUCCCAGAAGCAUUGAGCCUGUGUAAAUCUUCAGGAAUUCUUUAUAGCUUAUCUGACAGUCAAGAUUUCCUUUAUAAUUUUAUUGAAACAGGUUAAAAGCUUCUACAAGAUAGUUUUACGGCAAUGAAUUAAUGCAUGCAUGAUGCAUGCCUGCAUGCACCAAAUGUUCAGGUUUCUCCUUCUUCUCAAGUUCUUCUUCUUCCACAGUUAAGGAAGAAUUAGUCCUACAGUUUUUAUCCUAGAAAGAUAAUUUUUGCACCAUUCUAUUGCGCUUAAGGGACGCUAGUGCAGUGUGGUUUGGCAUUUAGAUUCUCCAAAAUGAUUUCUCGUCGUUAUUUUCAAGUACACAGUUGAUUCACCAAGUGGUUGGACGCCAUUUUGAUGCAGCCAACUGCGCAUGCUCAGUAAUAUUAUAAUGGCUGGAGCUGGAAGAGCCUUACUGACAGUACUUACUGACUGAUGAUUUGUGAUGAGAUUAAGAUGAUGUGCGUGCCUAAAGACACGACUAUCUACUGACACCACUCGCUUCAAUUACUAUGACUACACUGACUUCUGUGUUUAUGAUUUAUGUACUUCAUUUUACUUAAUCUCUUCUAGUAAAGCAGGUAUUGCCACAGUUGCCACAGUGAAAUAAAAUGGUGGAUAUGAAACGGGAAGAAGUGAGGAGCUUAUUUCAAGCAAAUGGUCAAUAAAAUAAGAUUGUACUCCUGUCCAGCAGCAGCAUGUGGAUACAGCUUAAUGACUGUUUCUACAGCUAUACU